UGUAAUGUGUCCAUUCUGGCACAUCGCCUUCUGUCACCCUCAGAAUGGCUGAAUGGGUGAGACAGCAGGCUGAGCGAGAGGCUGGGAAGGAGCAGAAGCGCCUGGAGCGCCUGGAGCGACAGCUGGCAGGGCCUGGGCACUGCCUCACCAGUCCUGGCUACCAGCAACAGUGCCAUGAGAUGGCAGAGCGCCUGGAGGAUUCUGUCCUCAAAGUAAUGAACACAGGAUGUCUAGCAACCCACAAAAGCACACAUACUCACACAGUCUCGGCAUAUGGCCCCCUGAAUUCUGUGGGCCAAUGGGCCACAGGUAUGCAGGCUACCUCCAGCAAGAUGGUAUCGGCAGAAAUCAGUGAGAAUCGUAAACGGCCUAACAAAUCAAUAACAGACAAAGGAGCCAGAGCAGAGAAAAGGAAAUGCUUUUGGUUGGGUUUGGAAGGACUAGAGACUGCAGAGGGGUCCAGCACCGAGAGCUCGGAUGAUGACAGUGAUGAAGCACCUAGUACUUCAGGAAUGAGGUUCCAUGGUCCAAAAACUGGCAGUGACAGUGUUGAGAUGGCAUUCAAACUUCCCAGUAGUUCUCAGAAGGCAGUAGUAUGGAGUACAGACUCUAGAUCACUAGAAGAACUACGGACCCCAGAGGCUGACCCUGGGAACAGUAUUUCAGAAGAUUUGUGUGCUGAGCUGGGAGAGACAUCGGCCAGGGACAUCGUGGAAAGGAAGAUGGCUCUAGAAACACAGAAAACCCAGGAGGAGGAGGAGGCAGAGAGGAAAGAACCCAUAGAAAAGGAAGUAGCUGGGACAGGACUGAAUAAGGAGCAAGAAACAAAAGAAAUGACUAAUGGAGAAAGAGCUGCCAAGGUAGCACCUGGAGAAGGUGGGGAAAACACUCCUGUUGCCAAACUGGAGGAAAGCCAAUCAGGAAACACAGAUGUUGGUAAGGAAACUAUAGAUUUACAGGCAUUCCACUCUGCUGCAGAAAUGGAGCUGCUGGGUUUGGAGAAACUCAAGUGGGAACUGAUGGCACUGGGCCUGAAAUGUGGGGGCACUCUGCACGAGCGGGCAGCACGGCUCUUCUCUGUCAGAGGACUGGCACAGGGGCAGAUAGACCCAGCUUUAUUUGCCAAGCCUUUGAAAGGGAAGAAGAAAUGAAUUUCAUCAGAGCCGAUUUCCUACUUCUUUAUAGUCUAGUACUUAUGACCUACAUAAUAUUGACUCGUGGCCAUUUUUCCUGUUGACAUUAAAGCUGAUUUUUUUAAUAACCA
Molecule: messenger RNA, 1264 nt
Organism: Manis javanica (Malayan pangolin)
Lineage: Eukaryota; Metazoa; Chordata; Mammalia; Pholidota; Manidae
Source: RefSeq, a predicted model, not a curated record